AUGGAUCUGUCGAACAAUCGGUUCGACAGUGCUAUCCCAACUGGAGUUGUAAAUCUCAAGGAUCUCACUCAUUUUUCCUUAUCGAAUAAUCGAAUCACCGGUCUGAUUCCCGAGUCAUUUGGCGAGCUGUUGAAUUUGGAGUUCUUGGACUUGUCAAGAAAUAAUCUGUCUGGAGAGAUUCCCAAGUCCCUGGAGAAACCCCGUUAUCUCAAAUAUUUCAAUGUCUCUUUCAAUGGUCUUGAAGGAACCUGGAAACGAAUUUCAUACCACGAGCUUCAUCGAGCUACUGAUGGAUUCAGUCGAAGCAAAUUACUUGGUAAUGGAAGUUAUGGUUCUGUAUACCACGGGACUCUCUCAUAUGGGAUUACAUUUGCAGUAAAAGUCUUCAAGUUAGAGUUAGAAGGAGCUUUUAAGAGCUUCGACGUCGAAUGCGAAGUUCUCCGCAAUACUCGUCACCGAAAUUUAAUCAAAAUAAUUAGUAGCUGCUCUAAUGAUCUCGAUUUCAAAGCCUUAGUGCUUGAGUUCAUGCCUAAUGGGAGUCUUGAUAAAUGGUUGUAUUCCAACAACCAUUUUUUGGAUAUCCUACAAAGGUUAAACAUAAUGAUAGAUGUUGCAUCUGCUCUGGAGUAUCUCCAUCAUGGUAAUGAAACACCAUUUGUUCACUGCGAUUUGAAACCCUGCAAUAUUCUGUUAGAUGAAGAUAUGGUUGCACAUUUGAGUGAUUUCGGAAUUGCAAAACUCUUAUGCAACGAGGACUCGAUGAUUCAAACCAUUACGAUGGCAACGGUUGGGUAUAUGGCACCAGACUAUGGAAUAGAUGGAAUUGUUUCGACAAAAGGAGACGUGUAUAGUUUCGGUAUUCUUUUAAUGGAAACUGUCACGAGAAAAAAGCCCACCGAUGAAAUGUUUACCGGAGAAAGAAGCUUGAAGAGUUGGGUAAAAGAGUCGAUAUCAUCUACUCUGCUAAAUCAAGUAGUAGACAUGAAUUUACUUAGCACUAAUGGUAGGGAACACUCAGCAGCCAACAAUUGUACCUUAUCAAUCUUGCAAGUUGCCUUAGAAUGUUCAGCAGAAUCACCAGAUGAGAGGCUUAACACGAAAGAGAUUGUUACGAAGCUAGAGAAGAUCAAAACUAAGUUUUUAAAGAACACCAAACGGGUUCGACAAAGGUUGACAUGA
Messenger RNA from Hibiscus syriacus, 1179 nucleotides. RefSeq names its product receptor kinase-like protein Xa21. NCBI's taxonomy places the organism in Eukaryota, Viridiplantae, Streptophyta, Magnoliopsida, Malvales, Malvaceae. Gene Ontology annotation, molecular function: protein binding; protein kinase activity; ATP binding. Bases 1 to 1179 code for a protein of 392 amino acids. The record is from RefSeq and is a predicted model, not a curated record. Gene Ontology annotation, biological process: protein phosphorylation. The transcript is spliced from 3 exons.